UAAAGCCAAAACAUGAAGAUGGAAGUUACAUACUGAUUCUGGAAUAUCUUGUACGCAAACAUGGUUACCAAACAUAACAAUCAUAGUAGGUAGUUAGUUACGUAGCUUCUUUCUUUGCACGGCAAAACACAAGGUCCCUACCAUCUCCUUCAUGGACCAUGAAACACCAUCUCAAAUCAAUAGCUGAACAUGGAAAACGUGUCUUCAACCAGAACCAGGGAAUCAUUCAUCUUGGCAAACUUGGCCAAGUUGAAGACGCUGUCACUGUCUUCGAAACCAUGCCCCACAAGAACCUAGUAACUUACAAUUCCAUGGUUUCGGUCUUUGCUAAAAAUGGUAGGAUCAAUGAUGCCCGCAAACUGUUUGAUAAAAUGCCCCAUAGAAACCUGGUUUCUUGGAACACCAUGAUUGCUGGGUAUGUUCACAACAACAUGGUUGAAGAAGCUGCUCACUUGUUUGACACAAUGCCUCGCAGAGAUAACUUCUCAUGGGCUUUGAUGAUAACUUGCUAUUCACGUAAGGGGAUGCUCCAUAAGGCUAGGGAACUCUUUGAUUUGGUUCCUGAUAAGUUGGACACUGCGUGUUGGAAUGCCAUGAUUGCUGGUUAUGCAAAGAGGGGUCACUUCCGUGAGGCCGAGGAAGUGUUUGAGCGGACACCGGUAAAGGAUUUGGUUUCUUACAACUCAAUGUUAGCCGGGUAUACCCAGAAUGGUAAAAUGCAUCAAGCAUUGCAGUUUUUUGAGAGGAUGGCCAACAAGAACGCAGUUUCAUGGAACUUGAUGAUUGCUGGGUUUGUUAACUGUGGUGAUCCUAGUUCUGCUUGGCAGUUGUUUGAAAAGAUUCCAAAUCCUAGUGCUGUUUCUUGGGUUACGAUGUUGUGUGGAUUUGCAAGACACGGUAAGAUUAUGGAGGCUAGGAAGCUUUUUGAUAGUAUGCCUGGUAAAAACGUGGUCUCGUGGAAUGCAAUGAUUGCAGCCUAUGUCCAAGACUUGCAAAUUGGUGAAGCUGUAAAGCUGUUCAAGGAAAUGCCAGAUAAAGAUUCUGUGUCAUGGACUACAAUAAUUAAUGGGUACAUUAGAGUUGGUAAGCUUAAUGAGGCAAGGAAAAUUUAUAAUCAGAUGCCUUGCAAGGACACGGCAGCACAAACUGCUUUGUUGUCCGGAUUAAUACAGAAUGGAAGAAUAGAUGAGGCUGGUCAAAUGUUCAGUCGAAUUCAUGUUCGCGAUGCUGUUUGUUGGAACAGCAUGAUUUCAGGCUAUUCACAGAGUGGAAGAAUGGAAGAAGCUUACAACCUAUUUAGACAAAUGCCCAUCAAGAAUGCAGUUUCGUGGAAUACCAUGAUUUCCGGGUAUGCUCAGGCAGGGAAGAUGGAUCGAGCAGCAGAGAUCUUUCAUUCCAUGGAAGCAAGGAAUAUAGUUUCAUGGAAUUCUCUUAUUGCAGGUUUUCUACAAAAUAGCUUAUACUUGGACGCUCUUAAGAGUUUUGUUAUCAUGGGACAGGAAGAACAGAAACCAGAUCAAUCAACUUUUGCAUGUGCUUUAAGCGCGUGUGCGAAUCUUGCAGCAUUGCAAUUAGGCAAGCAGCUCCAUGAAUACAUUUUGAAGAGUGGUUAUGUAAAUGAUAUCUUUGUUAGUAAUGCCUUGAUUGCCAUGUAUGCAAAAUGUGGAAGGGUACAGAAGGCAGAACAGGUGUUCAGAGAUAUCUGGCGCGCUGACCUUAUCUCUUGGAAUUCCCUCAUUUCGGGUUAUGCUUUGAAUGGAUUAGCAAAUGAGGCGUUUAAGGCCUUCCAGCAGAUGUUAUCAGAGGGGAUUGCUCCAGAUGAGUUUACCUUUAUGGGUAUGUUAUCAACAUGCAGUCAUGCCGGUUUAGCUCUGAAGGGUUUGGCUUUGUUUAAAUGCAUGGUUGAAGAAUUUAGCAUUGAACCCUUGGCUGAACAUUACAGCUGCCUAGUUGAUUUGCUUGGCCGUGUUGGUAGGUUUGAGGAAGCCUUCAAUGUAGUGAGGGGUAUGAAGGUGAAAGCAAAUGCUGGACUAUGGGGUUCGCUUCUUGCGGCUUCUCGAGCACAUAAAAACCUUGAACUCGGUAGAGUAGCAGCCAAGAUGCUUUUGGAACUCGAACCUGCUAAUGCCUCCAACUAUGUUACUUUGUCAAACAUGCUUGCAGAGGCAGGAAGAUGGAAAGAGGUUGAGAGGCUAAGGGUGCUCAUGAGGGAGAAACAAGCUACGAAACUUCCCGGAUGCAGCUGGAUUGAAAUACAAAAUCAAAUACAAUCUUUCAUCUCCGACGAUCCCUCAAAGUCGAGAGCUGAAAAUAUUCCGUUUAUAUUGAAUAGUUUAACUGAACACAUUAGGGACAAAUGUAUAUCUGAUAUGAAUCAAUCAUUGGAAUUUUAUGAUUGGAGAUACCAAAGUGUUAGCCUGCCAAGAGGUUAAUUAAAGUAGCAAAAAACCUUUUUGAAUGAAAUUAGAGAGAGAAUUUCUAAUUAGAGAGAUACCAAAUGUCCAAAUGUCAUGUGUUAAUGCCAUGUCUCUUUGAGAAGAAAAUGAUGCCGCAAAUUUUGGUUCUGUGGCAGAAAAGUUGAAGCAUACCAGAAAAUGAAUGAACACCCUGCAAGGUGAUAUAUUCACUAGAAUGGUUCUCUUCAGCCAUACUUUCUUCAUGUAUUCACCUUUUUCCAUUUUUGUGAUUUAUGAGAAUACUAAAUACUUA
Molecule: messenger RNA, 2709 nt
Organism: Arachis stenosperma
Lineage: Eukaryota; Viridiplantae; Streptophyta; Magnoliopsida; Fabales; Fabaceae
Product: pentatricopeptide repeat-containing protein At4g02750-like
Exons: 1
Coding region: 159-2432 (757 amino acids)
Biological process (GO): RNA modification
Molecular function (GO): RNA binding; protein binding
Source: RefSeq, a predicted model, not a curated record